CAGAUGGGUGAAAAUAAGCCUCGCCAAUUAAUUACUGCUGAUGGAACUUAUGCAACUCAAACAGCUAUGUUUUCGACUACGACUCAAAAUGUUGGUGACAACGAUAAACCAGCCUUUAAAAAACUGUUACUAGAUGGAAAUUUCUUUAUUGCUUCGGCUGUAGCUAACGAUUUGGCCAAAUUAGUACUUCGUUAUUCGGAAUUGAACAAAGGAGUGCCUACAACUGUUAACAAAAUUGCUGGCCAGGCACUUUUAUUAACUGCUAACAUAAUUCAUUUGGGCAAGUCUGGCCAAUGUAAACAACAAAUCACAGAAGACGAUCUUGAUCGUUUAUCUACAACUAUUCGACUAAUAGUGGAACAGUGGCCCGAGGCUGUCAAUGGAUUCCUCGAGGAAUGUCGGUUUUCAUUAGAGCAAAUGCUACAGGCAAAGGGAGAUGUUGAUCGCCACGAGAAUGCUGAAAUGAAGAAUGCUAAAAAGAAAGUGAUUCAGCCUGACAAAACAAUUAUGUUUACUCAAUUAUCUACACGUGUUUCUGAAGGCGUGACUGGGACAAACCUUUUUGAUUUAUCUUUAUCUCAAGCACUGGGAACGGCACCGAAACCCUCGAAAUUUGAUUUUGCUACCUCAAAACUUGGUAAAGUCAUCCAGCUUGCUGGCUUCUCAGAUCCAGUUUAUGCGGAGGCUUAUGUCAAUGUUAAUCAAUAUGAUAUCGUUCUUGACGUGCUAAUAGUGAAUCAGACUGCCGACACACUUCAAAACUUAUCAUUAGAGCUUUCCACUGUUGGAGAUCUUAAACUGGUUGACAAACCGUCGCCAGUAACAUUAGCACCACAUGACUUUACUAAUAUAAAAGCAACUGUAAAAGUAUCUUCAACUGAAAAUGGUGUAAUUUUCUCUACAAUUGCUUAUGAUGUGCGCGGCUCAACAUCAGAUAGAAAUUGUGUUUAUUUAGAAGAUAUCCAUAUUGACAUUAUGGAUUACAUCGUGCCAGGGACUUGUACUGACACCGAGUUUAGAAAGAUGUGGGCCGACUUUGAAUGGGAAAAUAAAGUCGGUGUUAUCACUCCAAUAAUCGAUUUACGACAAUAUUUGGAGCAUUUAUCAGCGCAAACAAACAUGAAGUUAUUAACUACGGAUGCUGCAUUAGGGUGAUUGUGGUUUCCUUGCUGCCAAUUUCUGUGCUCAUUCAAUUUUUGGAGAAGACGCGUUGGCAAAUGUAAGCAUUGAGAAAUCUGACCCAUUGGAUACUAAUAGUCCAAUCAUUGGACAUAUUCGCAUACGAGCAAAAUCGCAAGGAAUGGCGCUUUCACUUGGAGACAAGAUAAAUCACGCCCAGAAGGAGCGGAAACCAGUGGAGCGCUCAAAGGCCGUCGUUUCUUCAGC
Molecule: messenger RNA, 1386 nt
Organism: Meloidogyne enterolobii
Lineage: Eukaryota; Metazoa; Nematoda; Chromadorea; Rhabditida; Meloidogynidae
Source: the annotation of a GenBank genome assembly